UUUCAUUUCUGCUUGUGAACAUCACCCGAAUCACAUAAAAACUCGGAUAGAACCUGCAGUCAACAUUUUAAUCUAGUGUCUGUGUCAGCUUAUCACUGGUGCUGCCAUUGGCUCUUAUAUCUUUCGCUUCUAUUUACUUGUGGAUGUGGCUGGAAUGAUCAAUCUCUGUAUUUUCAUUCCUUUUCUUGCACCGUACCUCAACUCAGACCUUCAUAGCGCCCGCCCCCCCAGCUACUUUUGCAAUACUUUGAUAUUUUCUUUUUCCAAGAACCACUUCAAUCCAAAAUAAGAAUUUCAAAAUCUAAGUUCAUUUCAAUCAAUAUGAUGGUCUAAGUUUUCGCGGAUACACACUGCCAAGAGUUUAGACACGCGUACUUGGAUGGUAUAUACUUAAUAUGAGCUGUCAAUAUGAUGUCUCAGAAGAAUACUUUGCCUCAUCUCAAGUCAAAAUACCUCACUAGUGUUUAACAACAUAUCACGCAGAUCCCAUACUGGCAUCCAUGUUAUAUUCUGUGGACAUUGCACGCAGCUUUUAGCCUAAGCAUGGUCUCGUUUGAGACAUUAAAUGGUAGUAUAUGGGGAAUUAUCCAUGUCCUGUAUCUUUUAAGUAGCUUGUUUCAAACUAUGGAUUGGUUUGGAAUGUUGCUAGCUUAUUACUAAAAUUACGAUGUGAGCAGUUGACAUCUCAUGCAUUCUACUACCAAAAGCACAUGCUUCAGUGUGGGGACUUUGACUACAUUCUAUCUUGAAUUGAUUGCGUCUCGGAUUCUGUCUGCACUUAUAUUUCCAGUUUCGGUUACUUGGUUGAUUAAUCAGGAAUUAUUAUCUUAUCAACUCACCGUUUUCAUUCUCUCUUUCUUUCUUUCUUUCUUUUCUUCCAUUAAGAUGAGCACAACUUGUGAUGUUCGAGGGCCUCUUCAAGUUUUGUAAAUUUCCAAAACUGGCAGAAUCAUUUGCUUCCUAGAAAAGUUCAUUGCAUUUGUCUUAUUGGCAACUGUAUUCUCUUCUAUUAUUGGUUUCUUGCAAGAAGGAACAAGAUGAACAAGCAAUUUCAUUUUGGAAAUCUGCAGACUAUAGAGGCUUGAACUGGAUCAAUAUGUUCGGGUUUCUUGGGUUUUAGGUUAUCUGUUGACAACAUUUUUAUUUUUAUUUUUUUACCCCUUGCUGUCUUUCUUUCUAUACAUUUAAAGAAUAGCUUUUAUUUCAUGGGGACUUUAAGUUGUCAAACUGGAGUCUAUCCAAGUCCUUUUUUCUUUCUACUUUUUCUUCACGACAAAUAUCACUAUACUAUCUAAAAUUUUCAGAUAAUUUGAAGGUGCUGGGAAUUCUGAUUCAGAUAAUUUGUGGGACUAGAUAGUUGCCCAUUUUCUAUAGUUAUGUCAGAAUCAGAUGCAAAUUUCAUACUACUAUGUGCAAGGGAUAGCUUUCUGCCCCAUCCAACUGUAGAUUUUUGUGCUACCUGUGGUGGAUGUGACAGCCAUUUAAUACACAAUAGAAGUUCAUCAUUCUCUAAGAUCUGCAAGGAAUUUCAGAGAUCUUAUCAUCUAGAUGGCAAUUUGGUGCAAUGAUAACAUUAGAUGCAAAAUGGUUUUUUGCCUUUUGAUAUGGAUUUCUUCAUGUAGUUGGCUUUAUUUAUUCAAGUAGCCUUCAUAAUACUAUUAAAUAUAUUGAUUAAAUGUUAGAAACAUUUGUUUGGCAGAGUUAAUUUCCAAGUGGAUUAGGUGUUGGCACUUUCUGUGUAAGGGAAAGCUUAUUUCUUAAUGAAGGCUGUAUAUUUUCUUGUUUGGUCAAUGGAAAAAACUAAAUUUUUCUAAUUAAACUUUUAUUCAAGAUUAAAGAUAUAGUUUUAUCUAAUUCCAUAAUUAGAAAUUGGAUGUAUGAAAUUGUAUUAAGUUUUGUGAUACCUGUGCAUACCCAAUUCUUAUGCUUGUGUGUAUCAAAAGUGUGGCCACGAUCUAUUUUAUUGGGUUGUCAGGAGAAGAGCUAAUAGAACUACUUUGCACCUCGACUAGUGCAGGAUGUUCUUAAGAAACCAAAUGCUUAGGUGUUGUUUGGUCACACAGUCAUUGUCUGUUAUGGUGUUCUCGUUUGCAAAAUGUGAAAUUGGUAUUGGGGAAGGGGGGAGGGGGACAUUGUUUGAUUGCUGUUUAUCUUUUAUACUUAUGAAAAAUGUUUGCAAUGCAUAGACCGAAACUUUAAAUGGAAAAUAGGUGUUUCCGUCUUUUGUGCAUGCAGAUAGUGCAAAUUAAUGAGAUUUCAUCCUUGUGUCGUAAUGGAAACAAAAGUGCAGUUAUCUUUUAACCACCUUCUCUCCAUAUUCUCCAUUGCCUUUCCUUCCUAGCCAUGCUCUGCCAUCCCCCAUCCUUCAAACUUUUCCUUAAUGUCUCCUUCCUCUCAAUUCCCUCUUCCUUGCGUUUGCUCUCUGCCUCCACAAUCCAAAUUCCUUGUUUAUAACUCCAACCAAAAGUCACCCCCAUUCCCUCCGCGUGAAACUCACCUCUUCUUCCCUUAUUUCUGUUGUCUGAGUUUUCUCUCCUGCCUCACCCUUCUCUGUCCCCAGCCUGUCGCCCCCAUGCGCUUGUCAAUUGGACCACCCUCCUCCCAUUCUCCACUUCCUUCACGCUUGUUGCUCCUUUAGCAGCCCUGCUUUGACAAACAUUCACUUCUUUUCUAAAGGGCAGCCUUCCAUAUUGUUUAAUGAGGCACUAAAUGGUGUCAAUUGUAAUUUCAGGACAGAAGGAAACUAGUUAAAUUAGUCCUAUGAAGCUUUCACUAGAGGAGAAUCUAGAUGAAAGAAAGAGUAAUGGAAAAAGUUAAAAAAAAGAAAAGGAGGAAAGAGAAAGGAAAGAUGACAUAAAAGAAAAAGCUAAAUGGAGGGGGAAAAGCAGAUGAAUGAGACAGAAAUUAGAAACUAUCGGUGACUGCGAACAUGUUUUCUCAUGUUGGUUUUUGGACAAUAAUCUGUUUCAUGCAUGUAUAUAAUUAUAUUUUCCUGGAAAUGAACUCAAAAUGUGUUAUCUAUGAUAAGCACGACAAACAGGAAAAUGGUCUCUUAUGUUGUUUGGUAGAGUUUGCUGAGUUGUUAUCUUGUCUUGAUCUUAUUACUCUGUUAUUCUUUUUUAUUGGAUUUUGGAUUUGGGUCUUAGCCAGAUGUUAGGGAGAGGAAGACCAUCUUUGGCUAUUACAAGUGGGGAUUGGAGUUGGAUAAGCUCUCUCUUUUCAAAAUGCUUGGGCUUUGAACGUUGCAAAAUUGGAGCACUUGGGUUGUUAGACGGAUGUACGAGUUAAGAUUUCAGCCAGAAUGUAAUGGGGUAUGUAUAAAUAGUACUAUUAUUGACUGGGAAAACAGGGUGUGCCAUGGAUAUAGACCUUAGAUUACCUUCUGAAGAACAUGAUAAGGAGGAUGAAGAGUCAAAUGGACUUGCUCAUAUGCUUGAUGGUGAAGAAGAGAAACCUCAUAACGAAGAUGGUGUGAGUGGAAACAUGGUGGAUAUCGAGGAUAAAUUACAUGCACAAAAUGGAGGGGGCAUGAUUAUUCCUGUGGGAGACUUUGUGGAAUCGAAAGAGGAUAUCUUGCUUGAGCCCCUCGCUGGAAUGGAAUUUGAAUCACUUGCAGAAGCAUAUGCCUUCUAUCAAGAAUAUGCCAGAUCUACAGGAUUUAAUACUGCAAUACAGAACAGCAGACGUUCCAAGACAUCCAGGGAAUUCAUUGAUGCUAAGUUUGCAUGUUCCAGGUAUGGAACCAAACGUGAAUACGAGAAAUCUGUAAAUCGCCCGCGCAGUAGACAAGGGAACCGGCAGGAUUCUGAAAAUGCCACAGGUCGAAGAGCAUGUGCCAAGACAGAUUGCAAAGCAAGCAUGCAUGUUAAGAGAAGACCCGAUGCAAAAUGGAUUAUACAUAGAUUUGAGAAAGAACAUAACCAUGAGCUUCUGCCUGCCCAGGCUGUGAGUGAACAGACACGAAAGAUGUAUGCUGCAAUGGCAAGACAAUUUGCUGAGUACAAAAAUUUGGUUGGCCUCAAAAGUGACUCAAGAAGCCCCUUUGAGAAAAGCCGGAAUCAAGCAAUUGAAGUAGGAGAUGCAAGCUGUUUGCUAGAAUUUUUCAAUCAAAUGCAGAGCACAAAUUCCAACUUCUUUUAUGCAGUUGAGAUAAGUGAAGAUCAGCGUCUUAAGAAUUUCUUCUGGGUUGAUGCCAAAAGUAGGUAUGACUAUGCUAAUUUCAGUGAUGUGGUUGCUUUUGAUACUACCUAUGUUCGAAGCAAGUAUAAGAUGCCUCUGGCUCUUUUUGUGGGGGUCAAUCAACACUAUCAGUUCAUGCUACUUGGAUGUGCUUUAGUAUCUGAUGAAAGUGAUACUACUUAUUCUUGGGUAAUGAGAACAUGGUUAAAGGCGAUGGGUGGUCAACCUCCAAAAUUGAUUAUUACUGAUCAAGACAUGGUCUUGAAGUCCGUUGUGUCAGAGGUUUUUCCUUCAGCUUACCAUUACUUUUUUCUCUGGCAUAUAGUUGGAAAGGUAACUGAAACACUUAGCCAUGUCAUUAAACAAAAUGAGAAAUUCAUGGUGAAGUUUGAAAAAUGCAUUUACAGGUCAUGGAUGGAAGAGGAGUUUGAGAAAAGAUGGUUGAAGUUGGUUGAUAGAUUUGAGCUUAAAGAAAAUGAAUUGGUGGAGUCUUUAUAUGCAGAUCGCACAAAAUGGGUGCCCCUGUUUUUGACGAAUGCAUUUUUGGCUGGAAUGUCUACUGUUCAGCGAUCAGAGAGCGUGAAUAGUUUCUUUGACAAAUAUUUGCACAAGAAGACUACUGUGCAAGAGUUUGUCAAACAGUAUGAUGCAAUAUUGCAGGACAGAUAUGAAGAAGAAGCAAAAGCAGAUUCUGAUACAUGGAACAAGCAACCUGCAUUGAAGUCUCCAUCCCCAUUUGAGAAGCAUGUAGCCAGCAUUUACACCCAUGCUGUGUUUAAGAAAUUUCAAGUUGAGGUCCUAGGAGCAGUUGCUUGUAUUCCUAAAAGAGAGAGGCAAGAGGAGAUGACCAUUACUUUCAGGGUUGAAGAUUUUGAAAAAAAUCAGGAGUUCUUUGUUACUUUGAAUGAAUUAAAGUCUGAAGUAUCUUGUGUAUGCCAUUUGUUCGAAUAUAAAGGUUUUCUUUGUAGGCAUGCAAUGAUUGUUCUUCAAAUUUGUGGGAUUUCCACCAUUCCAUCCCAAUAUAUAUUGAAACGGUGGAUGAAAGAUGCCAAAAGUAGGUAUUCAGUAGGAGAGGGGUCUGAACAGUUGCAAUCAAGGGUGCAACGAUACAAUGAACUUUACCAACGGGCUAUGAAGCUGAUUGAAGAAGGCUCACUAUCCCAAGAGAGUUACAACUUUGCACUCCGUGCACUUGAUGAUGCUUUUGGGAACUGUGUUAGUGUAAACAACUCUAAUAAAAAUAUUGCAGAUGCCGGAACGUCAACCACACCUGGACUUCUCUGCAUUGAAGAAGAUGAGCAAAGUAGAAGCAUGGGCAAGACAAAUAAGACAAAUAAAAAGAAUAGUACAACCAAGAAAAGGAAGGUAAACUCGGAUUCUGACAUCAUGACUGUUGGGGCAUCAGAUGGCUUGCAACCAUUGGAGAAGUUAAGCUCAAGACCAGUUAAUCUUGAUGGCUAUUUUGGCCAUCAACAGGGUGUUCAAGGAAUGGUACAGCUGAACUUAAUGGCUCCUACUCGAGAAAAUUACUAUGCAAACCAGCAGACCAUUCAGGGGCUAGGACAGUUAAAUUCUAUAGCACCUUCGCAUGACAGCUAUUAUGGAAGUCAGCCAACCAUACAUGGGCUGGUAUGUGUUUUUUCUUGUUCUCAAUGUUUUUGCUUAUAUAACCUGAACUUGGAAUCACAUUUAGCAUCUGUGCUUGCAGGGGCAGAUGGACUUCCUCCGUGCUUCAAGUUUCACAUAUGGCAUUCGGGAGGAGCCGAAUAUAAGAUCCACACAGUUGCAUGAUGACGCUUCUAGACAUGCAUGAGGAACUUUUUUAAUGCUAAGGUAGUAACUGUUGUACCUCAGUUUUGGCAUAUGUAUAUCCUGUUGGACCUAAGCUCGUUGGGUGCAAGGCAUCGACUUAUCUGAAUAGGGGUAAAAACCUUGUUGUGACAUUAAAUUCUGUGUAGCACUUGAAAUGCUUUGGACAUUCUGGACGUGGUCCUCUAUUGUUGCUGAAGAUUAGACGACUUGUUUUGGUGUCUGUUGAAUAAUGAGGCGAGCAGUGAUAUAUUAUUAAUUGUGAAAUGUACUUGUGAUUGACUCAGGGUAUCUAAGGCACUUUGUAGUUUGAAA
Molecule: messenger RNA, 6303 nt
Organism: Coffea arabica (coffee)
Lineage: Eukaryota; Viridiplantae; Streptophyta; Magnoliopsida; Gentianales; Rubiaceae
Source: RefSeq, a predicted model, not a curated record